AUGAAGCAUGCUUCACGGAUAUCCAAAAAGGCGGGUUUAUUAGAAGGUCGACCAUAUCAAGUGGAAAUAGCCAACAUAGCGCGCAGUGAAAGCAUCAUCGUGAAACUGGGUACUGGUCUUGGGAAAUCAUUUAUCGCUGCUAUGGUCAUUAAAGACCACCUCCCCGAAACGUAUCGGCCGGUCGCAGAAGGUGGCAAACGCAUUUUACUCGUCGCGAAAACUGUUCAUCUUGUGUAUCAAUUGGCCGAGUUUUUGCGGUCCCAACUCCCUGUCGCCCCCGAGGAAAUCGGGAUAUACCACGGCCAGGUGGCGCCCAGUAUCUGGAUCGACAGCUGGACAAAAGGUAUUUGGCAAGAACAGCUGGAAAGGCAUAGGGUAUUGGUGACUACUGCCGGUGUCCUCCGCGACGUCUUAAAUCAUCGCAAACUCAGUCUGAAUGACGUUUGUCUCAUCAUCUUCGACGAGUGUCAUCACGCUGAUCCGGACUCGAAAUCCGACUACACCGACAUAUGCCAACACCUUCAUAGCUUUCCACCUGGUAGAUGGCUUCCAGAUUAUUCUCGAGGACCUAAGGGAUGUUGCGACACCAGACUUGAGCCAAACGAUCCCUACUACGAGGUUUCGCAAGUCCUUCUUCGUGGCGUAGAGAAACUUAGACAGCUCUCUUGUGGUGCGGGGAGGGAGGAUUACAUAGAUCUGGAAGCUCUGCUUGACGAAAACAAGAGGAUUAAGAAGGAGGCCUUCCUCACCGUCAUGGAAUUGCACGAGUUCAGUCCGUCAAAGGUGAAGCGCCUCUUCAUUCAGUGUCUCCGUACGAUGGAGGAAUUCGGAGUCUACUGCGCUGCUCAUGCAUGCGAGCAGUUUGAGAGGGUGCUCAAGGGACUUCUGCUUCUGAGUUCAUCUAAAGUCGUAACUAGUCCUCAGUGUGUUAGUAUUAUUCAGACCUGCUUGACCUCAUUGGCGGAAGCACUUGAGACCUAUCGACAAAUCCGUCAGUCGCUCACCGCCAGCCUCACUCAGCCACCGGCGUCCAAUGCCACGGAUCCCGCCUGGGGUGAGUGGAUCAUGGCACACUUUCCGUUGAGCUCAAAGAUGGUCUCGUUGCUGCGUUUGCUACUGCAUUACCGCCGGGUGGUGGAGGGGAACAAUGAGAAUCUGGCUGCGCUGCUGUUGGUAAAGGAGAGGAUCGCGGCGGUGUCGGUGGCGCAUUUAAUCACGGAGAUGUCGGCAGUGACGCCUCUGUAUGGUGGACUGAAGGCGUCGUAUUGUAUCAGUGCGAAUAAGACCAACCCUGUUGUGAGUUGA
Messenger RNA from Hydatigera taeniaeformis, 1305 nucleotides. The record is from the annotation of a GenBank genome assembly. Lineage: Eukaryota; Metazoa; Platyhelminthes; Cestoda; Cyclophyllidea; Taeniidae.